Messenger RNA from Apis cerana (Asiatic honeybee), 593 nucleotides. It is a transcript of the gene l(3)neo43, whose product is annotated as cytochrome c oxidase assembly protein COX16 homolog l(3)neo43. Gene Ontology annotation, biological process: mitochondrial respiratory chain complex IV assembly. Gene Ontology annotation, cellular component: mitochondrial inner membrane. Lineage: Eukaryota; Metazoa; Arthropoda; Insecta; Hymenoptera; Apidae. The record is from RefSeq and is a predicted model, not a curated record.
UAAUUCAAAUUUUGUGACAGUAUGUACAUAACCUAUAAUGAAACGAUUUCAUGAAACAAAAUUAUUUCGGCAGUUUUUACCAUUUAUGAUACUUAUUAUAGGAGGUUCAUUCUUCAUUCAAGAAUUUACAAAAUUAAAAUAUAAAUAUUCAAAAGUUACAUCACAGGAUUUCAAAAUGGAAAUGAAAAAAAAAGGUAUUGAAAUGAAAAAAUCUUAUACUCUUGAAGAGGAAUAUGAAAAAAUAAAAAUUUUGGACAUUGAUAAUUGGGAAAAUGUUCGUAUACCACGACCAUGGGAGGAACCAAAUAGUCCAAACAAUUAAAAUUGUAUUUAAAAAAAAAUUUUCAUUUUAGAAAAAAUAUAUAUAUAUAUAAUAGUAUAUUUAAUAUAUUUAAUAUUUAAAAAAAAUAUUAAGUUAUUAUUAUUAUUAUAAAAAUUAAAAUUUUUCAUUUUUCACUAUACUUUUUUGUUAUCACUAAUUUUUGUUAUCAUGAAUAUUUUGUUAGUAUAAAAAAAUGUACACUCAAUUUAUUUAGUAACUUUUCUAUGUUGCAAAAUGAUUUUAUAAAAAUAAAGAUAUUCAUCAAUAUCUU